CAUCCGGUAGAACCGACACCUUUAAUACAAUCUGGUACCUAUGACUUCUGUCAGAGAGAAAUGUGUUGAUUUCUAUUGAAAACUAGCACCUUUGAGUACGUACGAGUGCCGAUUUUUGAAAAAAAACCGAUACUUGAUUAAACCGAGGCGACGGGCGUGGAGCAUGAGAAAGAAAACAAAUUUACGCUCUUAUCCCCUUGCGUGCCUCAUCUUCCUUAUCCUCUUGCAUGCAUCGCUCUUCUCCUCUCGCAAACCGCGCCUCUCCCCUACGCAGCGGUGCGGCGGUGCCAGCGGCCAGCUCCUCUCCCUCUCCCCCUGCGUCGGCGGGAGGUUGACACCGUGGCGACGAGGAGAAAAAAAUUCGACGUAUAUACAGCGAUCUCCUGAUCCUCCAUGAGCUUAGCUAUAGUGUGGACGUACGUUGACCACCCACAUCGACGAUGAAGUUUCACGAGGCGAUCAAGCUGCCAUCCAUUGCUCAUUACGCCCUACGCUAUGUGCUUCCCGCCGCCGCCGUCGCCGCGUGCGUUCUGGUGCUCGCCGCCGUCAGCCUACCCGGCCGCGUGCCGCUGCCGCUGCUGCUGAUGACGAACACGGCGGAUGGCGUGGGCGGCGACACGUCUGGUUGUGACAUCUUCAAGGGCGAGUGGGUGCCGGACAUGGCCCGCGAGCCGCCGCCGUACACCGGCGAGAGCUGUCCGGUGAUCCAUGGGCAUUAUGAUUGCAUGCGGUACGGACGGCCGGAUCUUGGGUACGUCCGGUGGCGGUGGCGGCCGGACGGCGGGUGCGAGAUGCGGCGGUUCGACGCUGCGAGGUUCCUCGCCGCGAUGAGGGGCAGGUCGGUGGCGUUCGUCGGGGACUCGCUGGUGUGCCUCCUGUCGCGCGCCGAGCGGCCGGCGCCGUGGACGAACGGCAGCUACGCGUACCGCUUCGAGCGGCACGGCCUCACCGUCGCGGCGUUCUGGUCGCCGUUCCUCGUCCGCGCCGUCGAGACGGACCCCGACGGCCCGACGGGGAGCGGCUCCGGCCUGUGGAGCCUCCACCUCGACGAGCCCGACGCCGGGUGGGCGGCGCACGUCGGCGCGUUCGACUACGACGUCGUCUCCGCCGGGAGCUGGUUCUACCGGCCGUCGAUGUUCUACGACCGCCGCGGCCGCCUCGUCGGGUGCAACACCUGCCUGUCCCCGAACGUCACCGACCUCACCCUCCGUUACUCCCUCCGGAUGGCGUUCCGGAGCGCGCUCCGGGCGGCGACGGGCGCGCGCCGCCGCGGCGGGCGCGGCGCGAGGACGGUGAUCGUGCGGACGAUCUCGCCGUCGCACUACGAGAACGGGACGUGGAACGGGGACGGGGACUGCCUCCGGAAGCGGCCGGCGCGGCGCGGCGAGUGGGAGCUGAACGCCAUGGAGAAGGACAUGCACCGGAUACAGGUGGAGGAGUUCGCGGCGGCGGCGGCGGCGGAGGGGGAGACGGCGAGGAAGAGGGGGAAAGAGGCGGCGAGGAUGCUGCUGAUGGACGCGACGGAGGCCAUGGCGCAGCGGCCGGACGCCCACCCGAGCAAGCACAGGCUGUGGCAGCCGGACAAGUUCAAGGUGUCGCGCGAUUGCGUGCACUGGUGCCUUCCCGGCGCCAUGGACGCCUGCAACGACAUGCUGUUCCACAUGCUGAUCGGGUGAUGGGUGAUGCCCGUUCUUCUCAUCAUGGCUGGUCGAUGAUUAUGUGCGGUUUAUUCGCGCCACGAUUUUAAAUGUACGAUUCGUUUUUUUUUUUAAAAAUACAUAAGCAUUGUUUAGAUAA
Oryza sativa Japonica Group (Japanese rice) is the source of this 1797-nucleotide messenger RNA. RefSeq names its product protein trichome birefringence-like 19. Gene Ontology annotation, cellular component: Golgi apparatus. Gene Ontology annotation, molecular function: O-acetyltransferase activity. NCBI's taxonomy places the organism in Eukaryota, Viridiplantae, Streptophyta, Magnoliopsida, Poales, Poaceae. The record is from RefSeq and is a predicted model, not a curated record.